This is a messenger RNA of Seminavis robusta, 2229 nucleotides long. The record is from the annotation of a GenBank genome assembly. NCBI's taxonomy places the organism in Eukaryota, Bacillariophyta, Bacillariophyceae, Naviculales, Naviculaceae.
GCCGAUGAUCGUAGUGUCAAAAUUUGGGAUUAUCAGACCAAAUCCAUUGUGCACUCAUUGGAGGGACACACCCACAAUGUCUGUGCCGUCAUGUUUCAUCCCAAGCUUCCCAUUAUUGCCAGUGCUAGUGAGGAUGGAACCAUUCGUAUCUGGCAAAGUACGACCUACCGUGCCGAAACCACCCUCAACUACGGAAUGGAACGUGCUUGGGCUCUCGCAGCCAGUCCAGACUCCAACAAAUUGGCCAUUGGAUUCGACGAAGGUUGUGUCUGCAUUGAACUCGGUAGUGAUGAUCCAGUCGCCAGUAUGGAUACCACUGGUAAGGUUGUGUGGGCCAUGAACAAUGAAAUCAAGACUGCCUCGGUUCGUGGUGUCGUAGGAAGUGGUGACGACGCCUUGCCCGACGGUGAACGCCUUCCGGUUGUCCCUCGUGACUUGGGAGCAUGUGACCUCUACCCCCAAAUGUUGAAACACAAUUGCAAUGGUCGUUUUGUCGCUGUUUGCGGUGACGGUGAAUUCAUCAUUUACACUGCCCAGGCACUUCGUAACAAGGCAUUCGGUCAGGCAUUGGAUUUUGUCUGGAGUGGCAGCGGAACUGGCGACUAUGCUAUUCGUGAAUCUGUCAACCGCAUCAAGGUUUUCAAGAAUUUUAAUGAAUCCAAGGUGAUUGUCCCUGCCACUGCUUCUGCCGAAGGGUUGUUUGGUGGUCAAAUGAUCGGAGUCAAGGGUGGAGAUGGCGCUGUUCUGUUCUACGACUGGGAGAGCGGAGAGUUUGUUCGCAAGAUUGACGUUACUCCCAAAGCUGUCUACUGGAGUGACGCCGGCAACAUGGUCUUGUUGGCUUGUGAAGAAUCUGCCUAUGUCUUGUCUCACAAUGCCACCGUGACGGCUCAAGCCAUUGCCAUGGGGCAAGUGUCACCCGAGGACGGAAUCGAUGGAAGUUUCGAUUUGCUUUAUGAGAUCAGUGACACCAUUACCAGCGGAAAGUGGGUUGGUGAUUGUUUCCUCUAUGUCAACAAUGUUGGACGUCUGAAGUACAGCGUUGGUGGGCAAAUUGAAACUCUUGUCCACUUGGAUACCAAUUCUGGUGGAGCUACGCAGCACACUGUUCUGGGUUACUUGGCCAAGGAAGACCGAGUCUAUUUGAUCGACAAAUCGCUCAACAUUGUUUCCUACUGUGUCAUGUUGGCUGUGUUGCAGUACCAGACUGCCGUGAUGCGUGGGGAUUUCGAUGCUGCCAACGAACUACUUCCCAACAUCCCCGAGUCGGAGUACACCAAGGUUGCCAGAUUCUUGGAGUCCCAGGGAUUCAAAGAGGAAGCCUUGGAGGUCACUACAGAUCCCGACCAUAAGUUUGAUUUGUCGCUCGAGUUGGGAAAAACGGACCAGGCUCAUGCAAUCCUUUUGGAGACUCCUGAGGAAGACAAGGAUUCGACUGACACAGAAACAAAAUGGAAGCGUCUCAGUGAUGCCGCUCUGAAGGAUACCAACCUGGAUCUUUGUGAAGCUGCUAGCAUUGCUUCCAAUGACUUUUCGGAUCUGUUACUUCUCUACUCGGCAACUGGAAAUGUGUCUGGUAUGGCGAAGCUGGCCAAACUUGCUGCUGACAAUGGAAGGACCAAUGUUGCCUUUGUGGCUUAUUUGUUGACCAGCAAUGUUGAAGCCUGCGCUGAUCUUCUCAUUGCCACUCACCGCCUACCCGAAGCGGCCUUCUUUGCGCGCACCUACUUGCCAUCUCGAAUGGACGAAGUUGUGGCAUUGUGGAAGACUGAUCUUGCUUCGGUGAGUGAGACAGCAGCAAAGGCUCUGGCCAGUCCCUCGGAGAAUGCCGAUUUCUUUCCCGACUUGAGCAUUGCUUUGCAAGUGGAACAGAUGUUUUUGGCCCAAAGGGCGGGAACCAAGGCUACUGGCAUUCCCGCAGCAGACUAUAUGACUGCCAAGGACGAUUUGGAUCUGAAUUUGAUUGAGCUGAUUAAGCAACGUGAUGCACCACAACCUACUCCUGAAGAGAUUGCUGCAGCUGAGGCAGCCGCUGCCCAUGCACAAGCGGAAGCGCAGGCAGCCGCCGAGGGUGCAGCUGCGGAACAAGCCGCAGCCGCGGAACAGGCCAAAAUGGAAGCUGAGGCUGCUGCAGCUGCUCAGGCGGAAGCAGAAGCCAAAGCGGCGGCAGAGGCUGCUGCAGCUCAAAAGAUGGAAGAUAGUGGAAACGAUUUUGGUGAUGAUUGGUAG